Messenger RNA from Mus musculus (house mouse), 4891 nucleotides. RefSeq names its product golgi associated, gamma adaptin ear containing, ARF binding protein 2 (gene Gga2). The record is from RefSeq and is marked validated. The transcript has 17 exons. NCBI's taxonomy places the organism in Eukaryota, Metazoa, Chordata, Mammalia, Rodentia, Muridae. Gene Ontology annotation, molecular function: ubiquitin binding; phosphatidylinositol binding; small GTPase binding. The coding region runs from base 111 to 1922 and encodes 603 amino acids. Gene Ontology annotation, cellular component: endosome membrane; Golgi apparatus; trans-Golgi network. Gene Ontology annotation, biological process: intracellular protein transport; Golgi to plasma membrane protein transport; vesicle-mediated transport.
ACGUGCCUCUCAGUGUCUGCCGCGUCGGCAGCUGGAGCGAAGGCUAGGCGGCGGCGGUGGCUGCAGCUUUUGGGCAGGAGUGACUGCGGCCGCAGCGCUGGGCUGGGCAGAUGGCAGCGACGGCAGUGGCAGCGGGGACCGGAUCCCCGGCAGGGACCGAGUCGGCGGAGGGCGGCCCUGGGGCAGCGGCGGCGCUGGAGCUGUGGCUCAACAAAGCCACAGACCCAAGCAUGGCGGAGCAGGAUUGGUCAGCCAUCCAGAAGUUCUGUGAGCAGGUGAACACCGACCCCAGUGGCCCGACACAUGCACCCUGGCUACUGGCCCACAAGAUUCAGUCUCCACAGGAGAAGGAAGCCCUUUAUGCCCUGACGGUGCUGGAGAUAUGCAUGAACCACUGUGGGGAGAAGUUCCACAGUGAAGUGGCCAAGUUCCGCUUCCUGAACGAGCUGAUCAAAGUAUUGUCCCCAAAGUACCUAGGGGCCUGGGCUACGGAGAAGGUUAAAGGAAGAGUUAUUGAAAUCCUCUUUAGCUGGACCGUCUGGUUUCCGGAAGACAUCAAGAUCCGAGAUGCUUAUCAGAUGCUGAAGAAGCAAGGAAUCAUAAAGCAAGAUCCCAAACUACCGAUGGAUAAAAUCUUGCCCCCACCGUCUCCCUGGCCGAAGAGCAUCUUUGAUGCUGAUGAGGAGAAGUCAAAGCUUCUGACAAGACUUCUCAAGAGUAACCACCCUGAGGAUCUUCAGGCUGCAAACCGGCUGAUCAAGAAUUUGGUCAAGGAAGAACAAGAGAAGUCUGAAAAGGUGUCCAGGCGAGUCAGUGCAGUAGAGGAAGUCCGCAGCCACGUGAGGGUGCUUCGGGAGAUGCUGAGCAUGUACCGAAGGCCAGGUCAUGCCCUGCCCGACCAGCAGGCCCUGCAGGUUGUGUAUGAAAGAUGUGAGAAGCUGAGGCCCACCCUGUUCCGGCUUGCAAGCGACACCACUGAUGACGACGAUGCUCUGGCGGAGAUUCUUCAAGCAAAUGACCUUCUCACACAGGGGGUUCGGCUGUACAAACAGGUGGUGGAGGGCCGAGUUAGUGCUGGGAACGCAGUGCCUGCCGCAGUGGGAGCCAUUCCCGCCCCCAGAGCAUUCCCGAAUCCAGAACCCUGUGGGUUGAACUGUCCACUCAUUGACCUGGAGACGCCAUCUUUGCUUCAUCAGGACCUGGCAGCCUUAGGAAUCAACGAUGUUCCCACUAGGAACCAGGUUGUUAUUCCGAGUUGCUGUAAUGACAAGAAGCAGCCGGGUGCCAUCACACUCAUGGGGGGUGGAAUCCAGAGUCUUUCUGCAGACCGGAACCUGCUGGAUCUCUUCUCGCCACAGCCAUCUCCAGGACUGAAUUAUGUUCCACAAAAAAGCAUCCCCAAGGAGGUGCCACCAGGUACCAAGGCCUCUCCAGGUUGGUCCUGGGAGGCUGGGCCAUUGGCUUCUUCCACAGCCUCACAGAAUACACCUCUGGCUCAUGUGUUUGUCCCUUUGGAGUCUGUGAAACCCAGCAGCUUGCCGCCCAUUGUCGUGUAUGACCGGAAUGGCUUCCGAAUUCUGCUGCACUUCUCCCAGACUGGGGCCCCUGGCCACCCGGAUGUGAAGGUGUUGUUGUUGACCAUGAUGAGCACUGCCACCCAACCUGUCUGGGAUGUCAUGUUUCAGGUGGCUGUCCCAAAGUCAAUGCGAGUGAAGCUGCAGCCGGCAUCCAGCUCCAAGCUCCCUGCAUUCAGUCCUUUGAUGCCUCCAGCAGUGAUAUCUCAGACGCUGUUGCUCGACAACCCACACAAAGAACCUAUCCGGUUGCGGUAUAAGCUGACUUUCAACCAAGGUGGGCAGCCGUUCAGUGAAGUAGGAGAGGUGAAAGACUUUCCAGACCUGGCUGUCUUGAGCACCGCCUGACUUUUCAACCAAGACUCUUCAGUCACGCUUAGGCCAGCGUCCUUUUACUGUCUGGUCGGGACUUGUUGUAAUGUAGUGCAGAGUGCCAAGGAUUCUCUCCUGAUGUUAGGCCUUGAUUGCCAAUGUGUCUGUUGAUCAUGUAUGUGUGGGUGCGUGUGUGUUACUGGGGUGCUGGGGGAGGAGGGAGAGCUGGGCUUGGGAUUUGGGCAGUAUGGGGGAUGCUGACCACCUCUGAGAUCAUCUCUGCUGCACUCAUACCUGCUUCUGCAUGUUGGUUGACAAUGUUGCCCCUGCCUCGAGUUGGAGUUUUAUAAGCCAAAGUUUUUUCCAUGUAUUGUUAAUCUUUUCAUUCAUCCACUCUGUGCCUUGUCAGCCUUUGAAAGUCUUAGUUGCUCCCAGGCUGCUAUUCUCAGGGACCUUAGAAAGGGACCUGGUUGGUCUUGCGACAGAGAGUGUCUUCUGGGGCACACUCUUCCAAGAAUGGCCUUGUCUUCAUUUUUCAUUAGCAAAUGCUGCUUGCAGAUAUUCAGUAAGACCUUCUAAAUGGAAUGUUUGUUGUACUGGUUCAGGCAAGGGGCUUGCCAUGAAACCAGGAGACCACACUUGUUGGGCCAAUCAUGUCCUUCACUACAGUGCCUUAGAUACUCCCUUAGACGGACCCUCUUGAGGCCUUGCUCAGGCCUUGGGUUCUGUGGGUUGGGCAGCCUGUCUGGGCCCUUACUCAGGACCCACAAUGUCAUCUUCAUUCUUUCUGUUCACAAACAUCUCAGAGCUCUUUCAUUGUGACCCUGUGUUCGUUGUUGUGAAUCAUAGUUAAGGGGGGCCAGCCCUGAGCCCUCACAAUCCAAGGUGGGGAGCUGCGAUGCAGGUAGAGAGCCAUGUGGUGACUAAGUACAGAACAUCAUUGAAUAAAUACUGUGUUCAGAUCUGCCUGGUGUUGAGUCCACAGGGGAUGCAUUUAGAGGGGACAGGCUGGCGGGGAAUGGUUUUCUGUCAACAAGUGAGGACAUGAUGAGCAGUGUUCUGACGAGCUGAAGGAGCUGGAGAAGAGGGGUGGGUGUUUGCCUCAGGUGUCCCCAGAAAGGAAACUCAAGCUACUGGUUGACUCGAGAGCACCUACUAUGUGCUGGGUUCUUUGGCAUGCAUGCUUCAACAAGUUCUGCUUGGCUGGGUCCAUGGGAGAAGGAACCCUGAGGUCUGAAAUGGGUGCUGAGGGCUGGAAAGUCCUGGCAUCCAGUCUUGCGGGUUCUGCCUCAGAAACUGGAGGGCCAUCUCUCAAUUAUGACAUGUUCAUCUAGUUGGAUAUCCAACAAUAAUUUUCUUUAGGUGUAUAUUAAUAUUGAUAAUUUCAGUAGAUUUUUAGGAUAGCUUCUGGCUGCUGUUUUUGUUUGUUUUUGAGACAGUCACUGUAGCCCUGGCUGGCCUGGAAUUCACCAUGUAGACCAAGCUGGCCUCACACUCACAGUGAUCCACUGCCUCUGCCUCCUGAGUGCUGGGAUUAAAGGUCUGCGCUACAAUGACUGACUUUAAAAAAAAAAAAAAUAGGUCUCAUGUAGCCCAAGCUGACCUCAAACUCACUGUGGAAACUGAAAGAGAGUGACCUUCAACUUCUGAUCCUCCUGCCUCCAACUCAUGUGUACCAAGUCCUGACAAGAUGGAACCCCAAGCCUGUGCAUGCUAGGCAAGCACUUGUCCAACUGAGCUGCAUCCCCAGCCCCCUGGUUUUUUGUUGUCUCAAGCUAUAGUCCAACCUGACCUGGAACUCAAAUACCAUGUUCAAAGAAACAUGAUAUAGUAGCCAAUAUACACUACACACUUGUGGAAACAGGCUAGAGCAGGGCAUCCAAGGUUUUUUGCCUUUAAGUUCCCAGGAACACGCUCCUCACAGCCCUGUUCCCAGAUGCAGCUUCAAUAUCACAGUUGCCAAUGCACUGUCAGUCACAGGAGGGAGCCGGGCGGGCAUGGUGGUGCACGCCUUUAAUCCCAGCACUCUGGAGGCAGAGGCAGGCAGAUUUCUGAGUUUGAGGCCAGCCUGGUCUACAGAGUGAGUUCUAGGACAGCCAGGGCUACACAGAGAAACCCUGUCUCUGGAAACCAAAACAAACAACAACAACAAAAACAGUUACAGGAGGAAAAGGGGAAAUGCCAAGGCUUUCUGGAAACUUCCCAUGAUGUCUGCCUUCACAUCUUGUCCUGUAUGGGUAUUUGGCCACACCUAGCUGCAAACCACACUGGGAAGGUAUGGAUGUUGUGUGCAGUGCAACACAGUAUAAACUUGGGGUCUAGUUACCAUGGAAGGAGAGAUUCGAUAGUAUGGUACAAAAUUAGCAAGCAGUCUUCCCUCUACUGUGAGAGAAGCCUGCUUUCAAACUAUUGCUAAGUGAAAAUGCAGGUUAUUCUUCUUUGUUGUUCUGGCCAUCAAAUUUAUGGCUUUAAGGUUACUACUGCUGUGAUAAAACACCUUGUGGAGGAAAGAGUUUAUUGGCUUACAUUUCCACCUCACAGGAAGGCAGGGCAGAAACUCAAACAGGGCAGGAACAUGGAGGCAGGAGCUGAUGCAGAGGUCGUGGAGGGGUGCUGCUUACUGCCUUGCUCCUUGUGGUUUGCUCAGCUUGUCUUACAGAAGCCAGGACCACCAUCUUGGGAAUGGUCCCACCAUAGUGGGCUUGACCCCUCUCUCCAUUAAUCACUAUUUAAGAAAAUGCCCUACAGACUUGCAUGCAGACUCAUCUUAUGGAGGCAUUUCUUUAUUACAGUUCCCACCUCUCAGACGACUGUGUCAAGUUUACAUAAAACUAACCAAGCUACAUCCUUAUCCCCUUGUUCUAGCUUUAAACCAAACAUUUCCCCCCAGAUAUUUGGAUAUACACAUAACUGGCCAUGGUUGGGUCUUGGAAUUACAGGUGGGUUCUUUUCAACUUCAUUUCCGUUUACUGAAAUUUCUAAACCAAAUAAAGCUGAAUUUCUUA